UGAACAAGUUUUGAUGAAAUCUGGUACUACAUUACUCAAGCUAUUUUCAGGAAUUUUAAUUUCAAUUAUUUUCCAUAUUUUUCUGAAAUUUUCGAAUUCCAUCGAAUUUUGGAUCAGAUUUUCUACUCAAACAAGAUAGGGUUCAAGUCAAGGGCUUAUGGGCACAACUACUCGAACAAGGUAGGGUUCAAGUCAAGGACUUUUAUAAAGGAUUUUGCACCAGGAAAUGUUGCUCUGAUUGUUUUAACUUUGUGAAGGUCUGCUGUAAGCUCAAUUGGACAUGUUCAAUUAUCUUCAUUUACAGGUGGAAAUAAAUUGAUGAGGGCAGCCGGUAAGCCCAAGUGCCCAACACAACCUCUGCAAUUUAGUAUUGAGUUGUGACUGAGGUGACGAUCAACGCAGACAGCACGUACCAUGAUAGGCUCUCCUGCAGAAGAGUUUGUAAUGGUGCUAACUUAUGGCUAGCCAAAGGCUAUCGCACAGCGAAUGCACCGGAGAAAAUUCAACCCAUUUACCUAAGGCAUGAAUCGCGAUGAAUCGCGAUUUUAACAACCAUGCCUCCAAGUGUAUGCCUUAACCGCUUAAAUCAGACCCCGAAUUCUCCUGUUGCCACGGGAAGUUCUGCAGGACGGAAGACAAGCAUGAGGAUCAUUCUGGCCUGUCAAGGAGCAAUUCAGAGCAGUCCUGAGGUAUGGAUUUUCCUAGCGUGCUUGCGUGCAUGAACGAAUUUGCACUUGUUCAGUGGAUCAAAUUCAUCGACUAUUUUUUGGUAUCUGAUUUUGUAAUUCCUUACAUUACCUUCAGAAAAUUGAGCGAACCAAUCCAACUCAAUCUUAAUGUAACCUAUGCAUGGAAACUAUGUAACUUGAAUUUCUUGAGAAUUUGGGAAUAUAGAGUACUACGCAGUAGACAAUUUAUAGUUCUUGAGGUUUGCCUAUGAUGUAUAUAAUUUUCAUUGUUUUUGAGUUCCAGAUUAAUUUUGGUGGAAUUGGAUAUGCACCUCUGAACAUGCUUGGGAUUAUACAGUCUCAGAAGACUGCAGAAUUACUUCUUGAUCUGAAGGUGAACUGUAUUCUAUGUAGCCCACAAGUUGCAGCUGUUGAUACCGCAACUACUAUUUGCGAGGUCCAAGAGGCUGCAGAUUGCUUAGGUGCUGAUUGCGUGCCUCGUUAUGUGGACAUGAAGAAAUUGCUAGAACUUGAAAUUGAUGGUGCCUUUCAAAUGAAGCAAAAGAGCUUUGGGGAAAUAGUUCAGUCUGGUUGGCUGGGCAGCAUGGAACACAGAACACUCGAGCGGCUAUGGGCUCAGUCCAAGGAUGCAUGGCAAGCCUUGCUAAAUGAACUGCCAGAUGAUAGUAUAUCGGAUAGAGUUCUUGUGGCCGUAGGCCAUCCUGCCAUUCACGUAGCUGUAAUCUGCCGGUGCCUUGAUUUACCAAUGGAGUACAUGUCAUCUUUUCAUCUAGACGAUGGCAGCAUGAGUGUCAUCGACUUCCCGGAUGGACCAAAAGGAAGAGGUGUUGUCAGAUGCACAAAUUACACAGCCCAUCUAGGAAGAUGGUCAAUACCCAUUACACGGCCAACAGAAAAUGAUGAAGAAUUCUAACUUCCGUAAGGUAAACUCUUCCAUGUUAUUGUAUAGCAUACUUCAGGAAGCCCAUGCUUGUAACUACCUU
This is a messenger RNA of Phragmites australis (common reed), 1672 nucleotides long. RefSeq names its product 2-carboxy-D-arabinitol-1-phosphatase-like. The record is from RefSeq and is a predicted model, not a curated record. The coding region runs from base 937 to 1602 and encodes 221 amino acids. The transcript is spliced from 5 exons. NCBI's taxonomy places the organism in Eukaryota, Viridiplantae, Streptophyta, Magnoliopsida, Poales, Poaceae.